AUGGCGCCCGCCGUGCAGGACCGUCUCCCAUUCCUAGCCUCGCCCCCGGCGCCGCCCCCGCCCGUGCGGGAGAGGGUCCGGAACCCGUCCCUCGCCGAGAUGCUCCGCCUCGUCGGCGCCGCCACCGUCGACCCGGCGGCCGCCGCGGACGACGACGGCUCCGCGUCCGUGUUCUCGCUGCCGCUCCCCACCACGCCUGGACAUGACGCGGUGGCGGGAGGCGCCGGCGCCGUCAACGGUGCUGGCGCGACGGCCAUCAUCGGGCAGACCGUGCACUUCCGCCUGGCGUUCAGCAGCCUGACCUACAGCGUCCGCGCCAAGCAGCGCGGGCGCGGGCCCGCCGGCCUGCCCCUGCAGCGCCGCUCCGACCGCGUCACCGCCGCCGCCGCGGCGCCCGUCGCGCACGCGCCGCGCACCAGGGCGCUGCUGGACGGCGUCUCCGGGGAGGCGAGGGAGGGCGAGAUCCUGGCCGUCAUGGGCGCCAGCGGCUCCGGCAAGUCCACUUUCAUCGACGCGCUCGCCAACCGCAUCUCCCGCGACGCGCUCAAGGGCGCCGUCACGCUCAACGGGGAGCCCCUCACGGGCACCGUCCUCAAGUCCAUCUCCGCGUACGUCAUGCAAGACGACCUGCUGUUCCCCAUGCUCACCGUCACCGAGACGCUCUCCUUCGCCGCCGAGUUCCGCCUCCCGCGGGCGCUGUCGCCGGCCAAGAAGCGCGCGCGCGUGCAGGCGCUCAUCGACCAGCUCGGCCUCAGCGCCGCGGCCAACACCAUUAUCGGCGACGAGGGCCACCGCGGGGUGUCCGGAGGCGAGCGCCGCAGGGUCUCCAUCGGCACCGACAUCAUCCACGACCCGAUCCUCCUGUUCCUCGACGAGCCCACGUCGGGGCUCGACUCCACCUCCGCGUUCAUGGUGGUCAAGGUGCUUCGCCGCAUCGCGGAGAGUGGCAGCAUUGUCAUCACGUCCAUCCACCAGCCGAGCCAGCGCAUCCUCGGCCUCCUCGACCGCCUCAUCCUCCUCUCUGGUGGCCGGACCGUCUUCAGCGGGCCGCCUUCCGCGCUCCCGUCCUACUUCGCCGAGUUUGGCUUCCCGGUGCCCGACGACGAGAACCGCGCCGAGUUCGCGCUCGACCUGAUCCGCGAGUUCGAGUCGUCGCCCACGGGGACCAAGCCGCUCGUCGACUUCCACCGCGCGUGGCAGCAGAUGCACGCGCGGAGCCCUGGCCAACAAGGUUCGGCGGCCGCUGAUCAGUCGUCGUUGGUGGCGCCAACGACGAUGUCGCUCAAGGAGGCCAUCAGCGCGAGCAUUUCGCGCGGGAAGCUGGUGUCGGGCUCGGACGUGGCCGGAGAGGCCGCGUCCGUGCACACCUACGCCAACCCGUUCUGGGUGGAGAUGAAGGUGCUGACGAAGCGGUCAGCGAUCAACACGCGUCGCAUGCCCGAGCUGUUCCUCAUACGCCUUGCAGCCGUGGUGGUCACGGGCGCGAUCCUCGCCACCGUCUUCUUCAAGCUGGACCAGUCUCCCAAGGGAGCGCAGGAGCGGCUGGGCUUCUUCGCGUUCGCCAUGUCCACCAUGUUCUACACCUGCGCCGACGCGCUGCCGGUGUUCCUCAACGAGCGCUACGUGUUCCUGCGCGAGACGGCCUACGGCGCGUACCGGCGCGCCUCCUACGUGCUCUCCAACGCCAUCGUCACCUUCCCGGCGCUCGUGGUGCUCUCCCUCGCCUUCGCCUUCACCACCUUCUUCGCCGUCGGCCUCGCGGGAGGCGUGCCCGGGUUCGCCUUCUACACGCUGGCCAUCCUGGCGUCGUUCUGGGCCGGCAGCGGCUUCGUCACGUUCCUCUCCGGCGUGAUUCCGCACGUGAUGAUCGGCUACACCGUGGUGGUGGCCAUCCUCGCCUACUUCCUGCUCUUCAGCGGUUUCUUCAUCAACCGGGACAGGAUCCCGGCCUACUGGAUCUGGUUCCACUACCUGUCGCUGAUCAAGUACCCGUUCGAGGGCGUGCUGCAGAACGAGUUCGCCCGCAGCGGCGAGUGCUUCGUGCGGGGCACGCAGAUCUUCGACAACUCCCCGCUGGCGGUGCUGCCGGACGCGGUGAAGGCCCGGGUGCUCGCGUCCAUCAGCUCCGCGCUCGGGGUCGGGAUCAGCGCCGACACGUGCGUCGUCACGGGCCGCGGCGUCCUGCAUGAGGUGGCGGUGACGCAGCUCGGAAAGUGGGAGUGCCUGCUCGUGACCAUGGCUUGGGGUUUCCUCUUCCGGAUCCUCUUCUACUUCAGCCUCGUGCUCGGCAGCAAGAAUAAGAGGAGGUGA
Messenger RNA from Miscanthus lutarioriparius, 2310 nucleotides. Lineage: Eukaryota; Viridiplantae; Streptophyta; Magnoliopsida; Poales; Poaceae. The record is from the annotation of a GenBank genome assembly.